This is a messenger RNA of Spodoptera littoralis (African cotton leafworm), 1419 nucleotides long. NCBI's taxonomy places the organism in Eukaryota, Metazoa, Arthropoda, Insecta, Lepidoptera, Noctuidae. The record is from the annotation of a GenBank genome assembly.
AUGUCGAAUAAAACGAAUAGAAAAGUGCAAUAUUUGGCGGGCGUGUGUGCGGCGUUCUCAUUUACAUUUACUGGAGCUACACUGGCGUGGUCGUCACCGGCGAUUCCAAAGUUCAAAAGUGGUGAAGCGAAUGUUGUUAUCACUGAUACGCAGACAUCAUGGGUGGUGUCUCUGCACUCCGCGGGAGCACUCCUCGGUUGCUACUUCGGGCAAGUGUUAAAUGAAAGGGCUGGACGUCGCCGUACAUUCCUGGGCUCAGCCGUGCCGGGCCUCUUAGGUGCGACUCUCUUACUGAACACGACAAUGCCUGAACUGAUGUAUGUGGCCAGGUUCAUGAUGGGACUCGCAACUGGUAUUAUAGCCGUGGUAACAAUGAUAUAUGUAACAGAAAUAUCGGACAAAGAGAUAAGAGGAGCCUUAGGUAUGACGGUGCAAGUGAUGAACAACUUGGGAAGCCUUACAGUGUACAGCGUUGGACCAUUCGUUUCAUACAAAACCUUGAACUGUAUCAUACUGAUAAUACCCGUCUGCUAUGUCCUGCUGUGUCUUUGGAUACCAGAGUCGCCUUACUACCAUCUCAAGGAUGGAAGAAUAGAAGCUGCCAAGAAAGAGUUUAUGAGACUUAAAGGAAAUCAGGAGGAAAGUUUGUUAGAAGAACAGAUGAAUGUAAUGCGGGCACACGUGAGAGAGAGCAUGGAAAAUAAGACCACGUUGAGAGAACUCCUCACCAACAUGCGGUAUAGGAAGGCUGUAUACAUUGUCACAGGGUUGAAACUAUUGCAGUACAUGACUGGUAUUCUGGUAAUACAGUCUUAUUUGGAGCCUAUAUUUAGACAGAGCAACUUCGUGUCGGGGCCCAUCGCUAGCAUCGUGUAUGGGUUCGUGCAGUUGGGAGCAGGGAUCGGUGCAACAUUCUUAUCAAGAUGGUUCGGGCGGCGGAUUCUUCUAUCCAUAUCAUGUCUCGGAGUGUCAAUCGCAAUGACAUUGGUAGGCCUGUACUUCUUCCUUCAGGACACGAUACAAGUCAGUGUAGAAACUUCACGGGCUAUCUCGUGGAUGCCACUCGUCGGUAUUCUAGGGUUCAAUGUACUCUACGCAGUCGGUGUCGGGAACCUACCUUAUGUACUUCAAGCAGAAUUGUUCCCGGUCAACGUCAAAGGUGUCGCUUCAAGUACAGCCACAAUGUUAGCCUGUAUCCUAAGUUUCCUAGUCACAAAAUGUUACCAGCAAAUGAAAGAUGCCUGCGGCCAUUACAUGGUCUUCUGGUCUUUUGCUUUCAUAGGCUACGUCGGCGUGUUCUUUAUAUACUUCUUUGUACCAGAGACGAAAGGUAAAACUUUAGAAGAGGUUACAACUAACAUACAAGAGCAGCGACCCGAGGAACAAGCGCUGAAUACGGAGAAGAUUGAAAAGGCCUAA